AUGGAGCUGAACAGACUGCUCCUCCUCACAUCCUUCCUCUUGCACAUGGAAGAGGGCCGUGCCAGCCCAACGGCGCUGGUCUGCGACAACAGACUCAUUCAGAAGUAUAUCGGGGAGGCCAAGGACAUGGAGAAGAAAGUGGGUCAGUGCCAGGCGCUGCCCACGCUCACCUGGCCCGCAGUGCUGCCCUUGGUGGGCUUCAGGCUCCGGGAGUGGAAAUCCAAAUCGAACGAGACCAUGUGGCAGGAGAUCGGCUGCGACUUGGUGCUGCUGGUGGGCGCUGUUGUGGGGGCCCAGGGUGAGGUGACCCAAGAGUGUGGGGCCAAGCAGCUGAGCCAGCUUCACCGACAUGCCAACUUCUUCCUCCGGCACCUGCAGAACUUCAGCUGGGAGACAGGACCCCAGGAGCCGGGCUGCUCCCCACGCUCUAUGGAGCAGACCUAUGUCACCAGCAUCUUCCUCACCUACCGGAAGCUGUUGCAGGGCAAGCUGCACUUCUUCUGCAGACAAAGCUCACCUCGAUCCCACGUCAGCGCAACCCUGCCGGACACUGAGCUGUGCUCUGG
Molecule: messenger RNA, 566 nt
Organism: Apaloderma vittatum (bar-tailed trogon)
Lineage: Eukaryota; Metazoa; Chordata; Aves; Trogoniformes; Trogonidae
Product: erythropoietin-like
Exons: 5
Biological process (GO): cell population proliferation; thrombopoietin-mediated signaling pathway; positive regulation of hematopoietic stem cell proliferation
Cellular component (GO): extracellular region
Molecular function (GO): hormone activity; cytokine activity
Source: RefSeq, a predicted model, not a curated record